AAGAGGCUCCGUGCGUAACGCAGGGACAGCGCUGGAUCCACACGGGCCAUUGCUGCGCAAACCAUGAGUGUUUGGUAGUGUGUGUUGUUGUUUUUCUUGGAGACGCCAUAUGUACUCUCUUCAACGCACAUCUUUCUUCUGCAAACAUGUCUUUUUUAGCCAUACCAAGUCAAGAGGGUGCUUUUACCACGAUUAAAAAUGGCAAGUCAGCCAAGGGGGAAGAGGGUAAGUCCCGCUUGGACGACGAGGAUAAUGAUGAGGAGGAUGCAGAUGAUGACACCGAGAAUGUUCAUCUCAUCCCGAGGUGUUCCCCAGUACCCAGAAGACGAGGGCAGUCCAUUUUCGAUGAAACUGCUGAAUAUAUGCGUAUCCAAGCGGCGCUGCCGGCCGGAAAGAGGGUGUUAUUUGCCGAUACAACAGGUGGGGAUCUGAUCGACGUGAAGGAAUUUAUUGCCUUUGACUCGGAUGAUGAAGAGGACGAUGCAAGAUGGGAGGAAGAGGAGGCAAAGUAUCGAAAGCCACAGAAAGAGCCGACGUAUAUUGUGCAACCAGAGUUUAACGCUCCCACCGGCAGUGCCCUGCUGCAGGCUGUGCGCACUAAUAAAGUGGAGGUUGAGCAGAUUUCCCCCGUGGAGGGUGAGCCACUUGCCUUUACUGGGGUAGUACGAGUCCUGAGCAUCUCUUUCCAAAAAUCAGUUUAUAUCAGAUCGACCAUGGACAAUUGGGCUACUUACUUUGAUUAUCCAGCAGAUUAUGUCCAGGAUUCCUAUGAUGGGGAAACUGAUCAAUUCACCUUCAAGCUAUCUUUUGCACCACCUUACAUCACACAUGGCUCUCGCAUUGAGUUUGUCAUCCGAUAUGAAACCGCUGAUGGUGAUUUCUGGGCCAAUAACUCUGCUAUGAAUUAUGUGGUAACUCUGCUCCUGUCCUAUGACGACGAUUCAGCUCAAUCAAACAUGGACCUGCAACAACCUAAAGGGAUCCUGAGACCCCCAAAAGAUUACAGUAUGGAACCUGAUUACGAUUCAGAGGAAGAGCUGGAAAAGAUUACCGCAGAUGAAGCACGGGCCUCCAAUUCAGGAAUUGUUCGACCUACGCCUGUCUGCCCAGUCAUCAUACAGCCUGAGAUUGAUAUAGAGCUCAUUGAAGCUUCAGCAACAACUUAGAUUGCAGUUCACCCGUCUGGUCCCCCUAUCCCAUCCAACCAAGAGCUUCCAUCUGUUGAUGGCGCACUGUCCGCUCACACUGUAUCCCCAGGUGAACAAUUCCCUUGUAUGUCGUCCGAAACCACACCUCAAACUAAUUUAUCCUUUGUACUCAGUGCCAGUGAAUCAGUCCAACCAAAUAAGUCACAGCCUUUACCCAGACUCCACUGUGAAUUAGACAACCAGACCUCAGAGCAGCCCAUAGACAGUAGUCCCUCUGCACUCCUGUCUGCCUCAACUCCUUCUGUACAACAAGAGUCAAGGCCGAGCCCAGACAGCUCCCAGGCUGAGGAGGAAAUCCAUCUUCCAGAGACAAAUCUGUGGCUGACAGGAGCGGACAGAUCGACCGACAGCCCGGCCAGUUGUCCUUGUCUUGAACUACCGGCUGAGUCUGUCUCCUCUCCCAGUGUGACCCCACACUUUGAGCAAGACGUUGCAGUGGGAUUGAGUGAGCUUGUUGCAGGAUUAUCAGAAGAUUCCACCGGGCCUGCAGCACAUCACGAAGGCAGUACGAAUGCGCUCUCAUCUCCCCUGGCAGAAAAUCUGGCAUCUCUGGGAGCAGAAGGUGAAGCUCCACUCUCACCUGAACUCACAGAGAGCGUCUCAGUCAGCGUAGGUGUCACUGAGGUGAGCCAAAAUGUAGCUCAUCAUUCUGUCUCGACCCGGGAGGAGCAGGAAGACGCUCCCCAGAUUUCCCCUGACAUGUUAUUAGAGAAUCUACCUAGCACAGAGUCAGAGGCUCAGUCUGAGCGUAGCGUAAACAGAAAUCUGAUGCCAUCCAUCAUCUUCCUGAGCGGAGUUGUCUCCUUCUCGAUAGUGUUUCAGGAACCGAGUGCCCUCUUCAUUAUGGGACUGCUUUUGGUCUUGAAUCGUUUGUGAAUAUGCCAAAAUAGUUCUGUCUAAUCUGCUCUCCAGUUAAGUGCCUUUUCAUGAUUCCAAAGUAAGCCAACAAGUUUAAAAAAAACAAAACCUGUGUCUCCUGUCGUUGGGUAAUUGUGGUUAUUUCUAUGUUAGGUUUUAAUUGUGUGAGUUUUGAAAUUAAUAUAUGUUUUCAUCAAAUGAAAAACAAAUGGGGUUCAAUUUAUGAGUAUUUCCAUGCAAAGUCCAAUGCAAGGACUAAGUAAUUAUAAAAAAUAUUGAGGAUAUUUUCAUGCAUUUUGUCAAAAAAUCUGCUGAUAUAUUGCACACUACAGAGGAUGUGACACAAAAACAAGUGUUAAGAAAUAGAAGUAGUUUAUUACUCCACUUCAACAUUGUGAUUGGUAGUAUCCAGUAAUGUGUGCACUAUUAAAGCCCAGAAUAUUGUCAGAGAUGUUUUUGUAAGUGGUUUGUAAUUACUUUUUCCUCACUCUGUGGAGAUCGUGUACAAGGUGUUGUAUUCUGCUUUAAUUGAUCAGCACCA
Messenger RNA from Scomber japonicus (chub mackerel), 2607 nucleotides. It is a transcript of the gene ppp1r3f, whose product is annotated as protein phosphatase 1 regulatory subunit 3A. Gene Ontology annotation, cellular component: protein phosphatase type 1 complex. The transcript has 5 exons. NCBI's taxonomy places the organism in Eukaryota, Metazoa, Chordata, Actinopteri, Scombriformes, Scombridae. Bases 147 to 1166 code for a protein of 339 amino acids. Gene Ontology annotation, molecular function: protein phosphatase 1 binding; glycogen binding. The record is from RefSeq and is a predicted model, not a curated record. Gene Ontology annotation, biological process: regulation of glycogen biosynthetic process.